Ctenocephalides felis (cat flea) is the source of this 756-nucleotide messenger RNA. RefSeq names its product epithelial discoidin domain-containing receptor 1-like. Gene Ontology annotation, cellular component: signaling receptor complex. Gene Ontology annotation, biological process: protein phosphorylation; multicellular organism development; cell surface receptor protein tyrosine kinase signaling pathway. NCBI's taxonomy places the organism in Eukaryota, Metazoa, Arthropoda, Insecta, Siphonaptera, Pulicidae. Gene Ontology annotation, molecular function: collagen binding; protein tyrosine kinase collagen receptor activity; ATP binding. The record is from RefSeq and is a predicted model, not a curated record.
AUGGGAAAAUCAAUAGCCGAUUUCCACCGGGAUGUCCGCAUCUUAGGAGCCCUGGAAGACCCUCACAUCGCUCGUGUUUUAGGAGCCUGCUGGGAUGAGCCUUUGGCCGUCGUUUUAGAAUAUUUAGAACUUGGUGAUCUUAGAGCAUUCUUGUUAGCUUCCACUGGUCCAGGAGCAUUAGAAGGACCUCCUGCUCAUUUGGCAUCUGGUCAGGUGUUGACACCACACCAUCUGCUGCAUAUGGCAGCACAAAUCGCUGCUGGGAUGAGAUAUUUGGAGAGCCUCAAUUUUGUGCACAGGGAUUUGGCAACAAGAAAUUGUCUCGUCGGAAGUUACCAGAUCAAAAUCUCUGACUUCGGCACGGACAACGAACUGUAUGCCGGCGACUACUACAAAGUGGACGGAUCAAUGCCCUUACCGAUCAGAUGGAUCGCCUGGGAAUCUGUCUUUUUAGGCCGAUACACAACCAAAAGUGACGUCUGGUCAUUUGCUGUCACACUGUCCGAAAUCCUGAACUUAGCAAGACGACAGCCUUAUGAAGGAUUUACAGAUCCACAAGUCGUGGAGAAUUUGUCCCACAUGGACAGAGAUGAUGGACAAUUCGUGUUCAUUCCGAAACCGAUGAAUGCGAGUAAAGAUAUUUAUGAUUUGAUGUUGGAAUGUUGGCGAAGGAGCGAUUGUGAAAGGCCUAGUUUUAGGGAAAUUCACUUGUUUUUGCAGAGGAUGCUCUUAGGAUUCAGUACACCAGUUUCGUGA